Molecule: messenger RNA, 1408 nt
Organism: Alnus glutinosa
Lineage: Eukaryota; Viridiplantae; Streptophyta; Magnoliopsida; Fagales; Betulaceae
Product: probable F-box protein At4g22030
Exons: 1
Coding region: 68-1282 (404 amino acids)
Source: RefSeq, a predicted model, not a curated record
AGACCCUACUACGUACCCUUUCCUCUAUCUCCCAUUCUCAAUCUUUCCUCCUGGAUCAAACAAAUUAAUGGCUUCCCUACAAGCUUCAUUUCUUCUAUUCUCCUCAUCUUCUUCAUCAAAGAAAACCAUUAUUAAUGCUUCCAUUCACGUCCCAAAACUUCCGAGACUCCUUUACUCAGCUCCAAAAAUCCCAACAAGAAAUCUCCAGGCGGUAGAGGAAUUGAUUUUAAGGGACGUCCCGAUAGAAAAAAAUACGCAGCUCUAUGCCAUCCUUGAGGUCGUGGCCGACAGAGUAGACAUGCACACCAACAUUGGAGAGCAGCGUGACAGCUGGAACACCCUUCUUUUGAGCUCCAUCAACAUGAUAACUCUUGCUGCCGCGACCAUGGCGGGCGUUGCCGCCAUUGGAGGCGUCGGAAUGCCUCUUCUGGCUCUUAAACUGUCUUCCACGCUCUUGUAUUCUGCCGCCACGGCGAUGCUGCUUGUAAUGAACAAAAUCCAGCCUUCACAGCUUGCGGAAGAGCAGCGCAAUGCCGGAAGGUUGUUCAGGCAGCUCCAGAGCCAAAUCGAAGCUAUGCUCGCUCUUCGCACGACAACUGAGGAGGACGUGAAAAGGGUGAUGGAAAAGUUGUUGGCUCUUGACAAAGCCUACCCACUUCCCUUGCUUGGAGCAAUGCUUGACAAAUUCCCGGCAACGUUUGUGCCGGCGGUUUGGUGGCCGAGGAAGAAAGACAAAUCAAAUGAUGCAGGAAAACGGCGUGACGGCCGGAAGAUGGAGAGGAAUGGAUGGAGUGAGGAGCUGGAAGCGGAAAUGAAAAAUAUCGUUGAAAUUGUGAAGAGAAAAGACAUUGAGGACUACGUAAGGCUAGGCAACUUGGCGUUGAAGAUCAACAAGAUUUUGGCCGUCGCAGGGCCGGUGCUCACCGGCAUUGCGGCCGUGGGCUCUGCUUUUGUGGGUGAUGGAUCGGUGGCAGCGAUAGUGGCGGUGACUGCCGGCGCUUUAGCUAGCGCGGUUACUGCUUUUGAGCAUGGCGGGCAAGUCGGGAUGGUGUUUGAGAUGUACAGGAAUUGCGCUGGCUUCUUUCACCUGUUGGAAGAGUCGAUUGAAGGCGAACUUGAAGAAAAAGAUUUGGAGAAAAGAGAAAAUGGAGAGUUGUUUGAGAUGAAGGUGGCUUUGAAGCUGGGACGAAGCUUGUCACAGCUCAGAAAACUUGCCCGAAAAUCGGCUUCUACCCAUGGUGGUGGAACUGAAGCGGAUGAAUUUGCAAGCAAGCUUUUUUGAUUAAUUUCAUUUCUUUGGUUCUUUUUUACAUGCAAGUUAAUUAAUUCCUUUGUAUAAUUAACCAUUAUCCCAUGUAAUUAACUCUUAGAAAAAUAUUAACUUCGAUUCUUUCAUUACGUACAAAAA